CUGCCCACGGCCUCACUCCUGCUACAGCAGCCGCCAUACACGCACACACAAGACCUCCUACAAGAACUGUAUUGCAUGAAUAGUGUGUUUCUGUCAGUUGAAAUGCGGGUCCUCACUGUAGUGUUGAUUUGUGUGGCGGUGACAUCAUCGUUGUGUCAUGGGGACAGCAGUAGCAGCAGCAACAGCACCACAGUUUACAUUAACAGCCUCAACAGCAGUACCACAACUGGUAUUGAGAGUAGCAGAAACACCGCUCUGAUACUAACAGCAGUUUUAGUGGAGUGGUGGAGAAAGAGCGCAACAUGGAGAACCAUCCCGCGCAAGCCUCCACGCCCAAGAAUCGCUUCCAUGUCUCUUCGUUCUUCAACACUCCCGUCGCCUCAAACUUGGUCAACCUCAUCACUAACGCCAUGAAGAGCCGCUCGCAGGCCACGGCAGCGAUUAACACGACUUUGGAGAAGCAAGACGAAGGCAGUGGAGGAGGUGAUGAGUUAAACCCAGCCACCACGACAGAGGAGAACCAGUCAUCCAACGCCUCACACGUCGGGCAAGAAGCUUUCUUGCCCGCCUCCCCUGAACAGUUUGGCAACCUUGGUACUGGAAGCAAGUUUGUGGACCUGUUGCCAGAUAUCUCCGAGUAUUCCAUCGAGACCGACAGCCUCGCGCAGUAUGCUGGUGCUGGGGCCAUGGCCCUAGUGGCCCUAGGGGCCAUUCUCGCUGUCCCCGUGGCCCCCAUCAUCCUCAGGCGGACAGGGACCAGUGGCUGGGCAGGCAUACCCAGCUGGAGCAACUUACUCAACUGGUGGAGUUCUCCAGACCCCACAGCCGAGGCUUGGGCAGACAACUACUACCAAGGGUACAACGACGAAUACCCUGCCGAGGCGUACCCUGGCGGAGACGAGCACUACUACGGGUACGACCCCAGCGUGAGUGGCAGCAACGUUGACCCCCAGGUCGUGUCCUACCACAGUGGCAACACCCAGGUCUCUGGCUCCCCAGGCAAGGCACCCCCUGCCUACCACAACACACACACACCCACCUUCCAAAACAACCUCCCCCAGUCCUACGCCCCCAACAAACACCAUCCUCGUCCUCACAGACGUCAAGACAACAAGAAAACACAGAAUGUGGAUGGAUACGAAUACGUCACUUUAGAACAGUAA
Messenger RNA from Cherax quadricarinatus, 1163 nucleotides. Lineage: Eukaryota; Metazoa; Arthropoda; Malacostraca; Decapoda; Parastacidae. The record is from RefSeq and is a predicted model, not a curated record.